Messenger RNA from Corythoichthys intestinalis (scribbled pipefish), 8791 nucleotides. It is a transcript of the gene macf1b, whose product is annotated as microtubule actin crosslinking factor 1b. Gene Ontology annotation, cellular component: cytoplasm; membrane; intermediate filament. Gene Ontology annotation, biological process: intermediate filament cytoskeleton organization; wound healing. Gene Ontology annotation, molecular function: microtubule binding; structural molecule activity; calcium ion binding. NCBI's taxonomy places the organism in Eukaryota, Metazoa, Chordata, Actinopteri, Syngnathiformes, Syngnathidae. The transcript has 40 exons. Bases 900 to 7202 code for a protein of 2100 amino acids. The record is from RefSeq and is a predicted model, not a curated record.
CACCACCAUUAGGGGGGAAUGGGCUCAGGCAGCUGUCACUUAACAUGUGAAUGUUUUGAGGGUGGCCCGGGGGCUUUAGAAACUCUCCUCUUUUUUGCCCCCCACCCACUCAAGACACAGCAGUUUUUAAGCUGCAUUCAGAUACAGAGGCGGGACUUUGUGAUAUGAAAAGAGGGUGGGUGUGAGGGAGAAAACCACGGAAAAGGUAGAAAGGGGCACUCUGCCAUCCAGCUGCCUGGUAUAGGAACAACCUGAGCAGUAGCAGUUAGUUAGAAUGACAUUGUCUUGUUGAUAAAUGGAUCUACCAGAGUCCAACCUGCAUGGCUAAGCUGCUCUUGGCAGGGAAUGGUUGGAGUUAAACCGAGUCGUUGGAAUUGUCUCCAGCUACGCGCACUAUCCCAUCAGCGGCGUUAACAAGGAAGGAAUUCCUCUAUCACAGCUCCCACAACAAAGAAGAAAGAGAGAGGAGCAGAACCGGUGGGAGGAGAAGUGAGCGGAGGGGAGGGGUGCACUGUGACGGGAAAGGAGGAGGACAUUGUUUCCCUGUGACUGUGGGCAACGAAAAAGCAUGAGUUAUCAGGACAUGUGCGUGGUUGUGUUUAGAAAGUGUGUUUGUAGGUGAGCAUGUGUAAAUAAGUGAGAGGGAUUGGGUGUGUAUUCAAGAGAGCAUGGGUGUGUUUGUGUGCACAGCCUAUAGUUUGGGAUGUUGGAACUGGGAGGCCACUCAAAGGAUGCUCAGACAAAGCAUUUUUUUCUUUCCUGUUUGAAUGCUGAAUGGGGACUGGCUGGAUUCCUUUAGUCGUUGGUGCCGGUUUUAGGGUAGCUAAAGGACAUUCCACAUGCAUGGCUGAGGGUUCUUGCCUCAAUUAUUACCUCACUAGCCUCUGGGCCGAAGGAUUAUGGGAAACCUCAUAAGUCGGCCCAGCUGCCUGGGCCAGAAAUCCAAGCAUGUGCGGUCAAAUGAGGACUUCCUGAAGGAGUGCUACCAACGGCCAAAAGAGUGGCAGCCUUCUCAAGAUGGGCAGGAUAAAAGCAAGGAGAGUGUGGCGGAAACAGAAAAGGAGACGCAAGAACUUCACAGGCUGGACGAUGGAGCUAAUACGCCAGUUUCUGACAAACCUCUCCGCAGUUCCCCUGCAUCCACAAUUAGGAGUACCAGUACUUUGGAUAAUGCCUGGCAGCGCACCCCCUCUCCUAUGAAAACAUCACACAAUGGGACACUAACCAGAAGAACCGUGCCCCCAGAUUAUUCAAGAUCUCCCUUGGCUUACCCUGAUAAGACUGUUGCAGAGAGAAGGUCUAGCUUUCAGAGGAGAGACUCUAGAGAAGGGAGUCCCUGGUCCUGGAAGACAGUGGCAUCACGGGAAGUGACCGAAGUGACAGAGGUUACGGAAACUAUCGUCACCGAGAUUGUGGAAGUAACAGAGUAUCCAACGGGAGAUAAGGGAGGGGACCCCAUAAUCACAAGAACUGCUCGAGUCCUAAAUGGAGUUGCACAGGAACUUGCAGAGCUCCAAAGUGAUGGACAUUCAAGCUCAGACCAAGAUUCAUAUGUGGAUAAAUGGAGGGAAACUAAGUCUGCAUUGGCUCUGGGAAACAUAUUUACCGAUUCUGAGACCUUCCUUCAGAGCCUGGAAGCCUUGGUGACAUGGGUGUGUGAAAUUGAGGAACUCACAGCUAAUCAGAAACCUCCAUCUUCAGAAGUCAAAGUGGUGAAAGCGCAGCUUCAAGAACAAAGGCUGUUGCAGCGCCUCCUAAAAGACCGAAAGAAAUGUAUGCAGACUAUGAUGUUAGAGGGUCCUCGACUUGCGGAGGCCCACCCAGGAGAGGAGGGGGAGCAAGCUCGUGUCAAACUCUCUACUCUUAAACAGAAGUGGGAGUCCAUACAGCGGGCGGCAGAUCAAAGGAGGGAAACUCUGGAGGGCAUUCUACCUAUUGCUCAACUCUUCCAGGAAGGAGUAGACAAUCUACAGCAGUGGCUCAUAUCUGUUGAGCAGGCCCUUGCUGAACUACGGAACGCUGAAAGGGUGAUGCUGCAUCUUUCAGAAGCCACAGAGAAGGCUAAGGCAGUCACUGAAGAGAUUCAGGUUAAAACUACAGAUCUCACUAAAGUUCAAGAAACAGGUCAUGAACUCAUGGAAGUGAUCUCAGAGGAGGAGGAACAUCAGGUGCAGGAAAAAUUAGAUGCACUUCGUAUCCGAUGCUCUGUGCUCAAUCUAAGUAGUCUGGAUGUACUCAAAAGACUGGAGCAGGCAUUGGAGGCCUCUAGUCGCUGUACAUCCAGCCAGGAGGACCUCCACCUGUGGCUGGGUCGAAUUGAGAGGGAACUCUUGGGAACAGCAGGUGCACACACACGUGAUGGAGACACAGUACUAUGUGCAACUGAAAGACAAAGGCUGGAACAGGCAGUGGUGAAAGAAGUGGCUUGGUUUAAGGAUGCGGCACUCAGGCUUGAAAAGCUGAAAACUGUGCACCUGGAUCCAGAGCUCAUAUCAGAACAACUAAAUGAGCAGAAGGUUUUGGCUGUGGAGAUUCUACAACACAGAUUUAACAUUGAGAAGAUGGUUAAAAUUGCUGAAAUCUUGCAAACAUACAGUGAUGAAAGUGAAGCAAGGAAUCUUAAGACCCCAUUGGAUACCUUACAGGAACAAUGCACCACCACAUCAACCACUAAUUCCCAUGGAGUUCUGCAGCUUGAGCAUGCUCAGUCACUUCUAGUUCAGUUCACAGAGGGCUAUGCUGAGGUUUCCCCAUGGCUGGAAGAAACACAAAAUCUCGUUGAGCAUCUCUCCAUCAGCGCAAUUAACUACGAAACAUUUCGUGAACAACAAGACCUUUUACAGGGUCUGAGAGAGUCAAUAGCUGAACAUCGGCCAUUGAUCUCACGCUUGUGCUCCUUGGCAAAACGCCUGUCAGAGCUGAACCCAAUUCAGGGAGAGACAUUUUGUCGUAAAGCGACUGAAGCUGAGAAACGGCACCAAGCCAUCAGAGACCGUGUCAGGGAGACUGCCAUUCUACUUGAAGAGUCCUUACCCAAAUUCACUCAACUGAAUGAGAGGAUGAUUCUUAUCAAAGGAAGUAUUGACCGCCUGCGCAGUCGCAUCCAGAGUCCAGCUUCCCUACAAUGCCUGACAGUGAGGAUUCAAGAGCAGCUGCAUGAAAAUAAGCACACGCUGUCAGAACUGUCCAAGUUGGAGAUCACUCUAAGAAGUGUCAAGACACAGGCAGAAAACUUGCUGACCAACACACAGAGGGCAGGGGAUCCACCUAUUAGUUCAGCUGUGGAGGAGCAAGUCUCCACUCUUUCCCAGCUCUUGGAUCAGACACAUAGUCAGGUUAAAGAAAGGGAAAGCUGGUUGCUGAAACUGCUGGAUCUCGCUAUGAAGUUUUGGAGUGAUGUUGCUGAUGUCACAGUGGUUCUCAAUAAUACCCAGCAGGCAGUUUUGGACCUUAAUACAAGCCAAACAGACUCUGAAACAAUCCAACAGAGUUUAGAGACCAUGCAGACUCUCAGGGAGGACAUUGACACUUUACAAGGGGAUCUAGACACACUUGGCGUUCUCGGAAUGGACCUGAUGUCAGAAUGUGGGGACACUGACAAACCAGAUGUCACAAAGAGCCUGGACGAACUUUAUUGCUUGUGGAACAAUUUGAGUAAAUUAUGGAAUGAAUGCCAUAAGAAACUGGAGGAGUCCUUGCAAAUGGCCUUAACUUAUCAAGACACUAUGCAGGGACUUUUCGAGUGGUUAAAAUCCGCAGAGCUGAGGUCAACUGAAGAGUUCAUGGUUGGAACUGACCUGGAAUCAGUCAAAGAGCAGCUACGUGAACUCAAGGAAUUUAAGCGAGAACUUUACCAGAAGAAAAUUGAAAUAGAAAGCCAAAACCAUCGCUUUGUGUGUCGGCUGUCCCCAGGUUCAGAGCGUCCAUGCUCUGUCUCCCCGUUAUGCGACUUUCGACUGCGUUGGGACAGUCUGGAGUCAGAGACUGUCAGCAGACAGCAUCAACUGGAGUGUGCUCUGCUAGGUCUGGGGCAGUUCCAAAACACACUGGAUGAGUUGUACACAUGGCUUACUCAUACUGCUGAACAGUUGGAGGGCAGAAAAACAAUCAGCAUUGACCUUCAGGCGUGUGAAAUAGAGCUGGCCAAACACAAGGUCUUGCAUAAUGAUGUCAUGUCUCAUGUUCGCACAAUGGAGUCCCUCCACCAGGCAGGCAAGGAAUUGCUGGAGGUGGGGACUGGGGACUGUACACAUGGUCUUCAGUCUCGUUUAGACCAACUUGGUGAAAGCUGGGAGUUUGUUCGUUGCGAAACCGAACGUUAUCAGCUGGAAUUAGAGAACAGACUCAGUCAGGUGCAAGAUAUUACAAUGGAGAUUCAGGACCUCCUACAAUGGCUAGACAACACAGACAUCAGAUUGCCUUCUUCCAUACGCUUGUGGGGUAUGCCAGAAUCAACCACAGAGAGGCUUAAUGCUCAUUUGGAAUUGUGCAAUGAAAUGCAGUCAAAGCUUCAUACCUACACCGAUGUGAAAAAUUCCAUUGAAAGAAUGCUAGAAAGCAGCAAUGUUGUUCGGGGAUCAAGUACAGAACACAGCAUGUCGAUUUUAGAACAAAAAUGGUCUUCUGUUUACAACAAAGUUCAAGAACGAAAGGCAAAGCUCACUAAAGGGUUGAUUCUGGCUAAGGAAUUCCACAGUGAUAUUCAGGACCUUCUCACCAAGAUGACCAAGUGUGAGGAAUCAAUUAGACUCCUUACAGCUCCCAGCUUUGUCUUAGACACAGUUUAUAACCAACUACAGGAUCAUAGAAAAUUGGUGGAUGAGGUGAAUGGUUAUGGGGAGAAGAAGACCACAGUGGAGAGUGCAGGCAGUAGACUUGCGGAGCUAAGCAGGAAAGAGGAUUGUGAUGUCAUUCAUAACCUCAUCAUGACUAUCCAGGAUCGCUACAAAAAACUACAACAGUGUAUUUCAGAGAGAGGCAAGAUGCUGGAUGAGGUCAAAAAGAAUGCAAAACAGUUUAAUGAAUCUUGGCGCCUCCUUGUGGACUGGAUGUUUGAGGUAGAAGAAACCUUGGACAGCCAUAAAGAGAUUUCCCCGUCACAUGAGGAAAUUAAACAACAACUAAAUGAGCAGAAGGAGUUCCAGAAGGUGCUUAGAUCUAAGAGGCCCAUGUAUGAGGCGACGUUGAAGAAUGGUCGCAAAUUGCAUGAGAGAGCACAAAACACCCAGGACAAAGAGCACCUAGUAAACCUCCUGGCUGAACUGAAAGAUACGUGGGACACCAUCAGUGGAAAGUCUAUGGAGAGGCAACACAAACUGGAAGAAGCUCUACUGUUCUCCGGGAGGUUCACAGAUGCUCUUCAAGCAUUGAAUGAAUGGCUAUAUAGAACUGAGCCCCUUUUAGCUGAGGAUGUUCCAGUCAGUGGAGACAAGGACAUAGUUAACAAUCUGAUAGACAAACACAAGGCAUUCCAAAAGGAGCUAGGAAAGAGAGCUGGGUGCAUCAAGACUCUGAAGCGCUCUGUAAAAGACCUGACCAGGAGCAGUACUACUGAUUCACACUGGCUGCAGGAGCAAAUGGAUGAACUGGAGGGCCGCUGGGAAGUGGUGUGCAAACUCUCAGUCAGCAAACAGGACAGACUUAAGUCUGCACUUCAACAGGCUGAAAAAUUUGAUGGCCUUGUCCACUCUUUCAUGGAGCAUCUCACUGAAGUGGAGAGAAUUUUUAAAUACGGUGUUAUACCAGAUGAAGAGGAAAGCUUGCUGGCCUUCCAAAAACAGAAUGAGGAGACAAUGGUUACCUUAGAAGCUCAUACAACAGAUUUAGAAAAUAUCCAGUGGCUGGGUGAAGACAUCCUCUCCUCUUGCCACCCAGACUCAGUAAUAACCCUCAAAUCCUGGAUGGGUGUCACCAAGGCCCGCUAUGAGGAGGUUCUUACAUGGGCCCAACAACAGAACUCCAGGAUCCAAACCACUUUAGCAUUAAUGGAGGAAGAGAGAGAGCAAAUCCAGAGGUUAUUGGAGUGGAUCUCUUCUGCACAAGAAGCGCUUAGCAUCAGAGAUGAAGAGCCUAUGCCUGACAACAUAGAGGAGAACCAAGAACUUAUUGAACAGCACUUUGUUUUCAUGGAGGAGUUAAAUAAGAAGUUUCCUGAAGUUGAACAUGCAACAAAGUCCUGCAAACACAAAAACACUUCCAGACAGCAAGUUUCACCUAGCAAACGACCAAUUACUAAGAGGAGGAGCACUCUGAAAUUGCAGCCUCCGGCACCACUCCCCUUGGAGCACCUCGACCCCCAGACCCCACAGCUCAGUCAGUUGGUCAAUCAGUGGCAGAAACUGUGGCUCCUGGCACAAGCGAGACAAAAACAUCUUGAACAAAGCAGGCAAAAACUCAAAGAGAUGGAAGAAUUUGCCAACUUUGACUUUAACGUUUGGCGAAAACGCUACAUUCAGUGGAUCAGCCAUUUGAAGUCUCGCAUUCUAGACGUGUUCCGCAACAUUGAUCGGGAUCAGGAUGGACGCAUCAGCCAGAAAGAGUUCAUCGACUACGUCCUAGCUUCUAAAUUUCCUACCAACUCGCUGGAGAUGAAUGCAGUGGCAAACAUCUUUGACAUCAACAGUGAUGGCUUCAUUGAUUACUAUGAGUUUGUGAGUGCACUGCACCCCAGUAGAGAUCCUUACAGGAAAACUCUGGAUGCAGAUCAAAUCAAUGAAGAGGUGAGUCGUCAGGUCUCACAAUGUAACUGUCCCAAAAGGUUUCAAGUAGAGCAAAUCAGUGCGAACAGAUACAGGUUUGGAGAUUCCCAACAGUUACGGAUGGUUCGUAUGUUGCGGAGCACACUGAUGGUUAGAGUGGGAGGAGGUUGGACUGCUCUAGAUGAGUUCCUGGUGAAAAAUGAUCCCUGCAGAGUAAAAGGUCGGACCAACCUGAAGAUCAAGGAAAAGUACUUGUCGCCCACAGGAAGCAUCUCGAAAGGUUUGACUGUCAGCAGGUCCAACUCAAGCCUCAGUCUCUACAGUAGUGCCUCUGCCCCAACUAGCCCAAUGACACGAAAGGCUUUACUCCGUCGAAGUUUUUCAGGCGACCGUUGCAUUCGUCCACGAAGUUCUAUAGCAGCAUUAGGAUCUGAACUCCUGUUUGUCACAACAGAGGGGCACGACUCACCUUCAGAAGAAGCUGAGAGGCUGCUUCCCACAUGACUGCCAUGCCUACAUGCCCCACGUGUGCACCAAGCCCAAACAGCCUUUUGGCCCUAAAUGACAAACACCGUGAUAAGUAAGAGUGUUGUGAUCAGGGGGCUAUAAAAGCAAAGACAAGAAGCUGACCCUGGAGUGAAAGUACAGUGAAGGUCAAGACACAGAAAGAUUUGGACCUUUGGGGUAUCUGUGGGAAAGUAAAGACAUUCAAACUGUUUUCACGAGUGAAAAAGCAACCUUAUUACACAAAAGAACAUCCAGAUAGUAAUUGCAUACGGAAUAGUUUUAUCAAGGUUCUGCAUGGAAACUUAAUGCAUGGUUGCGUUUUGAGCAGCAUUUUUAUUAAUUAAAUACUAUUAAAACCAGACAGUGUCAACUGCUACGUAGUAAUUUUCAAAGUAAUAGUGGACAUCAACUACUCAUUAUUAAUAUUUUAAUAGUAUAGGACUGGCAGUGAGGGAAAAAAAAAACUAUGUUCCAUUUUUGUUCCCCACUAAAUAUCCAAAAACGCAAAAACCAAAACCGCUAUAAGUAUGAGAGAUUACAAUGUUUCUGCUCAAUUUUAGGAUGUCAGUCAUUUUAUGCUGCAAAGAUGAUCUUGUUGGCAGGGCCACAGUUUAGCUUCUUUUACGUUCAUUGAUGCCAAGAUUGUAAGUAAUUGUGUAUUGUUUUAAAGCUCUACAUUUUUAGAAUAGUUUAAACAUUAAAAAAUUUGUAUCCAAUGUAUCUGAUAAUGCAAUGCCAUUUUCACCAUCAGAAUCUCGUUUCAGGAUUGGUUUUGAUGAAAUUUUUAAAUGGAAAAUUGCUGUGAAAGUAUAGGUAGGAACUUUUUAACUGCAGUAAGAUUUUUGUAUUUUUCUUUCAUUGUUGUCCACAUAUAAAGCACUUUCUGUCAGACUACGUAACUGUUCAAUUAUUACACAAGAAAUGUGGUAGUUAUGAGAUACAUGUGAAAAUAUGAAACUAAUCAUUUUGUACAUAUUGUUAAUCCAUUUCCUCUACUGAUACAGAAUUUACACUAUUUCUGCUUGUCUCGUUAAAAACUUUUACUAAACGUAUCUUGUUCGUACUUUUUCUUUCUUUAAUGUGGCACAGCUUUUAUCAUCAUCCCAUAAGCAAACAGCAACAUGUAUCCACGGGUUUAUUGCUCAUUUUACUAUGUAGAGAUGAAGGAUACUACGCAACUUUACCCUGGAGUGACCUGAAAUUAAAUUUACCUUUAACUGUCAGCCCCCUACAAUUAAAAGAAGUGGUUAGUGUUAGCACUACAUGUUCUGCACAUAGAGCUUUUUGCCAUCUUUGUUAAUCCUAAAUACAAAUUCACCAUUUUUUGUUUUGAUUUCUUAGAUCUGACGUUACAGAAACUGAAUCAUUGGAGUUACAUUUGUUCUAUGCAGUUGUAAGUUUUCAUUCAUGAAAUAUUUUUACAGCAUUGAAUACUUUCUCUACACGAAUAUCUGUGAAAAAAACAAAUUAAAAAAUCAACAUUUCACCUAAAUUACUAUGCACCCUUAAUUUCAACUACUGUUCAUAUUUUUGUAUUGAGCACUCUUAAGAGGUCCUUUUUGGCAACCUCUUGAUUUAAGUCAAUG